Molecule: messenger RNA, 1594 nt
Organism: Anopheles cruzii
Lineage: Eukaryota; Metazoa; Arthropoda; Insecta; Diptera; Culicidae
Product: death-associated inhibitor of apoptosis 1-like
Exons: 2
Coding region: 123-1091 (322 amino acids)
Biological process (GO): positive regulation of protein ubiquitination; regulation of cell cycle; negative regulation of apoptotic process
Cellular component (GO): cytoplasm; nucleus
Molecular function (GO): cysteine-type endopeptidase inhibitor activity involved in apoptotic process; ubiquitin protein ligase activity
Source: RefSeq, a predicted model, not a curated record
AUGACAAACGGUUGUGGAACGAGUGCAACGAUAGAAAGUAUUUUUGUCUGACAUGCUGAUAACAAGGAUUCAAUCGCAUCCUCUGUUUCAUACGAAAGGUGUUAGUAAAAGUUUCGAAUACAAUGACAGGGCGAUUACAUGAGGACCUUAACAGGGAAAUCUGUCGUUUGGGUACCUUUACAUCAUCGUGGCCAGUGAGCUUCAUCAACCCUAGUGAGCUGGCCCGGUACGGAUUCUUCUACACCGGCAUCGCCGACAGGGUGAAGUGUUACUUCUGCGAAGUGGAAGUCGGUAUGUGGGAAGAGCAAGAUAACGUUAUCACGGAGCACCUGCGAUGGUCACCCCGUUGUCCACUGUUACGGAAACGUACGACCAACAACGUGCCGAUCAAUCCGAACUUCCUCGAUAACGUACCGGACCCCGAUGGCGACGUUUGUGGUAGUAACAUGCACCGUUUCAACAAUUCUAUGACCUCGGUUCAACACAACAAUUACACGGAGGACAGUCAACGAUCAUUUCAACGGCUGGCGCAUCCUAGUUAUGCGAUCGAAGCCAAUCGGCUGAGCUCGUUCAAAAGUUGGCCAAAAUCGAUACAUCAAAAGCCACAGCAGCUGAGCGAUGCCGGUUUUUUUUACACCGGCUUCGGUGACCGUGUUGAAUGCUUUAGUUGCGGCGGAGGGCUCAAUGAUUGGGAGCCGGAGGAUGAACCGUGGGAGCAGCAUGCAAAACACCACAGCACCUGUGAGUACGUGAAACUGGUCAAGGGCCGUGAUUUUGUGGAAACAUGUAAAAGGAUAGCCAGCAAUACGGAACCAGGCACAUCCAGCCUUAGGUUGCCAACCGAGCCGACGAGCCACUGGACACCUAGUGGGGAUGCUGAAUGCUCACCCACGUUGGAAGGCGACCGGCAGGAUGAUGAAAAAGUGACUAAAGAUGAAAAACUCUGCAAAAUAUGUUUGCUAAACGAGUACAAUACGGUGUUUCUUCCCUGCGGCCAUGUCGUGGCGUGUGGCAAAUGUGCACAAGCAGUUACCGAGUGUCCGCUAUGCAGGGAUCGAUACAUCGACAUACGAAGAGUGUAUCUGGCUUAGGCGAUGGAGUCCAUCAAAAUGUCCAGGGCCUCAAAGAACGAUGAACAAUGCUGAACAUAAAAUGGCAGAACGGAGAAGGACGAUGCUGUGGCAGAAAAACAACGGGAACUUCAUGGUAACGGUGUACUUUUGAAAUGCUUUGUACAUCCACUUCUAGUUCAGUUUAAGAUUUUCACUUUAUUCACAACUUUUACUCACGACAACAGCACUUCUGUUUUACAUAGUAGUUCGUUGAUUGCAGAAUGUUUCCCGAUUGAACGCAGACUGAUCUCGAAGUGAUUGUUGUUAUUAUCUGUAUUAUAGAGAUUUUGAGCUUGAAGCUUCUUUCAUCUCUUGAUCUCGUACUAGUCUUUACAAUCUAGUCAUUACAACGAAACUAGUCAUUAUGUAGCAUAUCUGCUAUACAGUUAAACAAGAGAUGUUUAUUGCAUACCUAGGCAUAGAACCAAACCCAAUUAGCAAAGUAUGUCAAGCCACCGAGAACGCAACUAGAAUGAAUAUAA